CGUGAUCAUCAAAAAUGUCGUUAUAAUGAAAUGUGUUUUUUACAUUAAGUAAAAUCUGUGUUACAAGUUUAAGAAACACACGGGUUAGAUUAUGGAGAAGGAUUGUAACGCCAAAGUUCAGAUGCCGGACCUCUCUCAAGUUGAAUACAUAGGGGAAAUAAAGGAAGUGCCCGCGUGGGAAAUGGGGGUAAAAAUCACUAUAGGUGUAAGUAUAGAAUUAGUAGCAAUCGUUGGAAACCUCCUCAUGAUCAUUAUCAUCGUCCAGUCUCCGAAAAUGAGGAAUGUCACAAAUUACUACAUCUUGAAUUUGGCCAUUUCCGACAUGUUGGUGGGACUUUUCGCCAUAUGGAUUCACCUUGUGGAUGAUUUGACUCAGGGAUGGGUCCUUGGAAGUUUUCUCUGCAAGUUCAACCCAUUCAUGCAAAUAACAGCUAUGUGUGCUAGUGUUUUCACGCUAGUGGCAAUUGCAGGAGACAGAUUCUUUGCCAUAGUAUUCCCGUUAAAAUCACGAGUGACUCAGAGAAAAGUUAGUGUGAUCAUUAUUGUCAUAUGGUUGGCCGCCAUUGCGAUUGCACUUCCGGUUCUGUUCUUUUAUGCUUACAUGGAGAGGCCAUGGAAAAAUUUUGUUGAAAAGUACUGCACAGAAGUCUGGCCCCAAAUUUUACAGAGUGAUGGAACUUGUGAUCAAGGAAAGAGUUCCCGGAAAGCUUACUGGAUUUGUUUGCUGGUGGUCCUAAACUGGGUUCCCAUGCUUUUAAUGAUGAUUGCUUAUACCGUGAUAUUCAUAAAAUUAAGGAAAACUCGGAGGGUUUCUAAAACCGGGCGACUUUCAAUGUCUGUCGUCCAACAGAGGUCGAAAAAGAAGGUUGUGAAGAUGCUGUUUGCAAUUCUGGUUGUUUUUAUCUUCUGUGUGGGUCCAUUUCAAGUCACAAAGCUUUUCGAGUUCUUUAGGGAUGAUACCUCAGAAAGCCUACCAGACUGGUACAAUCCUUUCUAUUUUGCGGCCGUAACAUUACUUUACACGAACAGCGCACUAAACCCUGUGCUGUAUGGUGGACUAAACGACAAUUUCAGAAACGGGCUCAAAGGCCUCAUGAACAACAUUUUUCGACGGAAACGGAUUUUAACCAAUUCCAAUGGCGUCACGAGAAAUUCAGUGAUUUCCACUAUUCCCGACAACAGGCGUGAAUCCGAAGUCAAUAUUCUUAGUGACCUGCACAUUGAUCCAAAACGCAACGGCAAGAAAAACGUAAGUUAUGUGAAUCCAGUGUACGAGGAAAGAUCGUCUUCGGAUUGAAAUUAUCAAGAAACUUGUUAUCUGUAUAAAGAGAGAAAAACACACUUUGGCGAGCUACAGGUGGUGAAGCUAUACAUAGCUCACAUACGUCUUCACCAUGUGUGUUAGGAUCUACUUUUGCAUUGAAAUCGCAAAAUUUUCAAUCGGCACAUCAUAAUGAACACAAGCGAUGUCUAAAUUAGGACUUUUUGGUAGUAACAACAGGGAAUCACAAUUAUCAUUUUAAAGUUGUAUAUGAUGGAUGUAGGAGGUCUAUAAUCUGAGAAUCUUUGUAUAUAAUUUUCUUCGUAAUACGAUCAAACUAUCAUAUUUUUCAACCAUUUAUCAUGUCACUUUUCAAAUUUCUCAUAGAUAUCAUAAGUAACAUUUCACAUUUUGUUUUACAUUGUAAAUAUAUACAUGUACUUUCAUUUCAAUAUGUUUUGUUUUGAAAAAUAAGAA
Molecule: messenger RNA, 1738 nt
Organism: Saccostrea echinata
Lineage: Eukaryota; Metazoa; Mollusca; Bivalvia; Ostreida; Ostreidae
Product: neuropeptide FF receptor 2-like
Exons: 4
Coding region: 92-1297 (401 amino acids)
Biological process (GO): neuropeptide signaling pathway
Cellular component (GO): membrane
Molecular function (GO): neuropeptide Y receptor activity
Source: RefSeq, a predicted model, not a curated record